This is a messenger RNA of Cornus florida, 1010 nucleotides long. RefSeq lists its product as uncharacterized. The transcript is spliced from 3 exons. Lineage: Eukaryota; Viridiplantae; Streptophyta; Magnoliopsida; Cornales; Cornaceae. Bases 56 to 832 code for a protein of 258 amino acids. The record is from RefSeq and is a predicted model, not a curated record.
CAUUCCAUCUUGUGCUUUCUCAUUGCCUCUUUUCUCGACACAGCUGUUCGACAAAAUGGCAGUGACACAUGCCGACCUUGCACCAAGUCGUCCGAAGACUGACCUUGGUAGUAAAACAGGUGCCUUUCUGGUGGUCUUGUCCAUACUAUUUGGCCUCUUUUGCUUCAUUCUCUGUCUCAUUGCCGAAGUCACUCGUUCUGAGGUGACAUGGGUGAGCAAUGGAGAUGGAUAUGAAUGCACAUACAGUGGUAGUGGGAAGAAACCGCUCUUGUGUGCUGCCGCUGCAUUUAUGGGACUCGCGGUUGCUGUGGUGGUGCAACAUACAUUUGUCAUGAUUGCAGUCAGUAAAUCAACCCCUCCGUCUUUGGUUGCUUGGGACCUUGACUCUGCUCCUGCCAAGACCCUCACAUGGCAUGCUGCCUUUUUCUUUAUCGCAACAUGGAUUUGUUUUGCUGUUGGGGAGAUCUUGCUGCUCAUAGGACUCAGUGUCGAAUCAGGCCAUCUCAAAAACUGGACAAUACCGCGGCCAAGUUGCCUAACCGUCCGGCAAGGCAUGUUCUCUGCUGCUGGAGUGUUCGGGCUGAUCACAGUUUUCCUUGCGGCCGGAUUAUACAUAACAGCAUUGCGCAUACAGAGGCUAAUACAAGAGCAGGAAAUGGUGCAGCGAGAGGUACUAGAGGCCUCGGUCCUCUAUGCAUCUCCACCCUGGUCACCUCCACAUCGCCUCACAAGCGCUGCAAAUGAGAAUCCCAUCGUUAGACAAAACCAGAAUGAGAAUAUGACAUUGGCCGACUACUUGUCAGUUUUCGACAAGAGAUCCAGUUUAGUGUAAGGCAAGAAAAUGGUGCAUUGUUGCUGCCUCAAUGCAGGCAAUGACCAGCUGAUCAGAUUUUCUUUUUCACUGGAGAGAAGCAAAUAUAUACAUAUAUGUAUAUGUAAUAUAUAUGCAUGUAUACAUGUUUAACAUUGAUUAAUUUAGUUCUGUAAGUAAAGAUUGAUUGUUGGUGGUA